CACACCCUGCAAUCAAGCUUUUCUCUCUCCUCAAGAAUUCAUCUGCUCCGCCACUUCCAAAUCUCCGAUUGAAUCUUCCCUAGGCAACAAGACCCCACCCAAGCUUCGUGAUGACUUCUAUCUCUGAGAUCCCUCAGGUAAGUAAUCUUUUAUCCUCCUCCUCACGCUGUCAUUUUCGAUCUGUGGCAUACAAUCGUUCUUACCUCCUUUACCGCCAUGGCUCUUAGGCCCUUAGGAGUUCCACCAUCAUCCCCUUCUCCGAACAACCCGGCAUGAUCUGUUUGGGUCCUAUGGGCAACCCUGACCCAACUAGUAUAAUCAAUCUGGAAACCGGUAGAAUCCCCCAUAAGGCUUCCAACAUGACCUUAGAUUGGUCCCAGGCUUUCAGAUCUUGGCUGAACGUUACCCCCGGGUGGAGGAAUUGGUUUCGCAGAGUAGCAAAUGCUCAUUGGGCCGUCUGGGAACAAUAUGACAUUAGCCAGUGUCUGGAUUUAUCUUUAUCUGAGAUGAUCAAGAAUGAGCCGAUGCUUAUAUCGGCUUCCUUCUUCUGGUCUGAUGCUAUCAAUGCCUUCUUGUUUGGUCAUGGCCCAAUGACCCCAACUUUGUUAGAUGUCAUGAUGCUGACUGGCCUAAACAUUUCUGCCUUCGAUUGGUCCUUCGACUUUCUGGAUAAAGCUUCCUUCAGAAUAGAGGCUAGGACCAUCGGCGGGUGGAAAGGGUACAUCACCAAGAACACGAAAACCGGCUGUAUCAUUCAGAGAGCACACAACCUUCCUCAACAUGUGGCUCGAGAAGAUCAUCUUCUGUGGAAAAAUAGCCGGCCCAACAAAUAAUACCCUCGAGAUGGCCGAAACCUUAGCGGGUGGAAAUCCAGUCCCUCUUGGAAAACACCUCCUUGGAUCGGUCUACCACCUGCUUCAUCAGGUAUCGGUCAAACUUAGGGCCAAUCAACCGAUUUCUAACCUUAGAGGCCCCUAGUGGUUUAUCCAAUUAUGGUUGAACAUGUAUAUGCAUAAGACCAUGGGAAUUAAGCUGUAAGAAAUAUCUUUCCCAUCAGAAUAAUUUGCCGAAGGAAGAAGAGAUAGUCACGCGCCGAUGUACUUCAUUCGGUGAAGUAGCCAAAAUGAUUGCCAAUGACUCCAACAUCUUUGGCAAAACUGAUUUCUUCAACUGCUUUUACAAUGGGUUCACCGAGGACUCCACCAUUUGGUUUGCAUACCAUGAUGACAACAAGAAAUAUGAGAAUCCAUUCAAGUUCCAUCUUGACUCUUGGAAGGAUGAUGAAGAAGCCACCAGCAUUAUGAAAGAAAUCAUCUCUCCAAAAAUUCUUCCUGCCAAUUUCACAUCUGGAAAAAGUCCUAUUGGCUAUGAGUUCUACUAUCCAUCAGUGGUAGCCAGGCAAUUGGGAUUUAUCCGAGUACCACCCCUUCUUUACUUUGCCGAUAAAGUCCAAGCUAGGAACACGAUCGACAAUGCCCUUGCCUACAACCGGCUGAAAGGUUUGGAACCAAGGCACUAAUGAUGAGGCCGAAAGUGCCACUCCUUCAACAAUCAGCAAAAGCGGACAUCCGAAUAACUAUGCCCCACCAACCAACUAUCCUCUCAUCGAAUAGGACGCACCAUCCUUAGCUGAUGUUGCCGCUGGUAAGAAGCGUAAGAUGACUAGCACCAAGAAACCGGCCCGCAAGACCCCAGGUUCUUCCAGCCAAACCUUGGCCAUCACAUCAGCACUAGAUGCCGAUGCACCAACAAAUGCCUCCUCCUCUUCAUCAGAAGACACAACUGUCGAUCCAUCCACAGAAGCAGAUGAGGAGGAUAUCCCAGAGAUCAUCUCCCAAACAUCUCCAAAAGUUCAGAUUCAAUGCCUUCCUUCUAAGAGGGCCAGAAUAACUUCUUCGUCAGUUCAGGGAACGACAAUCGGCAUGCAAGAGUCGCCGAUCAUACCACAGGAUAUUCCUGUUGACACCGGUAUCCCAACAUUGUCACUCAGGUCUUCCUCUGCACCGAACGCUGAUGAAACUCGUCUGAAAUAGGUGAUGCCGUCUCCUUAACAGAUCUUUCAAACUAAGAGGCAACAAUCUAAUUAAUCAUCUUUCUUAUUCGUCAGGCACAGGACAGUCCGGAUAAUAGCCUAUUUUCCUUCUAGCUUGGAAUAACUACAGGAGAGGAUGAAGCUAUAUCAUCGACAGAAUCAUCAGUGCUAUCAGAAGACAUCAAGGCCAAACUCCAAGAAAUUCUACAACUUCUGAAUCAGGACAUUGGCCAACUUGUCCAGGAUGCUGAACCAAUUCGUAUCAUCCUAAAAUCUCUGAAAGGCAGCCUCCCAAAAUCUCUCGAAGAAGCAUUGAACCCUGCUGCAUAUAUCGAGAGCCAUCAGAUUCCAGUCCUUAGGGCUCAGAAGCAUCUUUCUGAUCAGCUCCAUCAAGAGCAAACGAUCAAACAGAGGGUCGACCUGAAAAGUUUUGCAGAAGAGACUCAUGGAAAGGUCGUCUCCUUGACCCAGUCCAAAGCAGAAAUGGAGCAAUCCAAGAGAGACUUAGAGGCCAAGUGAGAAUGUCUCGCCAAAGAGCUGGAACAAGUAGAUCAAGAGAUUGCCGAUGUGAACAACAAACUGUCUCAGCUUCCAUCUGCACUUCAACAGCUCGAAGCAGAGAAACACGAGCAAGCUCACCAAGCCUAUCAGCUUCAUAAGAGUCUUCAACCAAUCCCUGGUUCUGUUGAAGCUGAUAACAAGGAAGUCCAGGAAGCUAAUAAUAUUCGCCUGUAUGCGAUAGUGGAGAUCCAAAGUGCUCUCGGAUCAUUGUAACAUGCUCCCUAUCCUUCUGUGGUGAUGCCGAAAUUUUAGCCAAUGUAAUGUAAACAAUGCUAGUCAUCAACUCCAUAACAUUUUGUCUCAUAACGCACA
Molecule: messenger RNA, 2905 nt
Organism: Panicum virgatum (switchgrass)
Lineage: Eukaryota; Viridiplantae; Streptophyta; Magnoliopsida; Poales; Poaceae
Exons: 5
Coding region: 1659-2033 (124 amino acids)
Source: RefSeq, a predicted model, not a curated record